GUGGAUACUGCACACUUCAUUGUCCAGAAGGUGUAGGCUCGGUGCGCUCACAUGUUGGAGUCGGCGCACGUCGCUGCUCACCUUCUCUGUCCUAGCCGACGGAACUUGAGGUACUAUGAGGGCGUAGUCAGCGACUAUGACGCGAGCUUAGUGAGGGAGGCGGAGGUCUACAUCUUGUCGCAGACAGGGUUCAGUUUAGCAAGCCCCGAGUACGAGACCGCAUGUGCGCAAAUGCGCGACUUUCACACACGGAGGGGGGGGAUUGCGUGGGGGGGGAGGGACGGAGACAGAGAGGCACAAAGGUGCACCGGCGAUGUGGAGACAUACGAGGCCGGGUGUUGGUGGUCGAAGUGGGGACAGUGCGCCCCGCAGUUGCAGGUUAUCCCUCUUCGUGUUAUGUACAUAUGGACGUGCUCCUCUCCUGCGAAGAAGAAUAGGGUCGUCCACGAGGGUGUACAGACGAAGAAGUGUAACCGGCUUGAGUUUGAGAAGGUUGCGAAGUUGGUUGAGAUCUCAGCCAACGUCCGCCUUCUCUCUCAUCAGGGGGCAGGCCGUGGGUUUGCGCUGUCGUGGACUGUAGAUGGGUCAUUGUUGGAUGUGGAGGGAGGCAUUGGGACUCGCCCCUCGUGGAAGGGGACAGAGGACAGCAGGACGCAGGAGGAGCUGGAGUGUCAGAGACGUUCGUGGCAGCGAGACCCGUGUGGGUCGAGAGCUCCUCCGGGUGAGGUUGCAGAUGUUUUUGGGACUCGAGCUGCCACAUUGCGCCCAUACCCUAGAGACGAUGAAAGCGAUUACAAGGGUCGGGAGCAGGAGGACGAGCGGGCGGGCCCCACUACUGCCACUCCUGCUGCACAGGAGGUUGAUGAGUGGAGCGACCCGGAGGACGUCCGUGGACGGAGUGGCGGGGAUGACUUUUUCGGUGGGGUUAAUUUGCAGGGUGAGGAGGAGUUAUGGGGUUGUUAUGGGAGCCCUGUUGAGCAACAGAGGCCUACGUCACCUGGCAUGCGGUCUGUCGAGCGAGAGAGAGUGCAUGGAUCUGCACCUUCGAGGGGGGCAGAGUUGGGUUGUGGUGGCGGCGCCCCUGGCCAGCCCCCCGAUGGUCGACUGCGUAGAUCGGUGAAGGGCCCGAGACAGCGAUUAGAGGAGAUUCAGGAGAGAUUAGCGGGCGGCGAAGGCGGUGUCGGGGUUGCUGCAGUGGUUGACGGGGACGCGAUUGGGACUGUUCGUGAUGAGGGGAUGCCGGGGGGUGGCGGAGGAGAUUUCAGUGAGUUUGGUAACUUGGGUAUGCCCCCAGGAGAGAGCGAGUCCCGGGGGGACAUUAGUGUCGGCAUGCAGGCCGUGUUGCGAGAGAUCAGCGUCCUGCACCCGGAGACUUUCUCCCCUGCCAUGUGCGGAGAGUUGAUGCAGUCAUCACCUGAGGCAGAGGGAGAUGAGGACAGCACCCCUUCUGGAGAAACAUCUGAAGAGAGGCUGGAUAGGCUUGAUAGUCGUCGGGCUUGCCUCAUGGCACGAGGGGACCCCUUGACACAGGAGUUGGCCCGUCUUGCGGUUGAGGAGCGACAGAGACAGCUGGGGACAUUUACGCGGGCGUCCCUUGACGUAGAGACAGUUGUCCACAUGGAUCCUUCGACAGGCGCUCGUGAUGGGACACAGGGGGAGGCAGCUUUGGUCGAGGCGUCGAGGACUGGAGGGGAUGUUGAGCAAAGCUCGCACGUAGUGACAGCUAUCCACACGCAUGUGUUGCCUAACCAGCCUCCUCACGACGAGCGGAGGUCCGAGGACACUUUGCAUGAGGCCGCGGGCAUGCCUCUGCCCACGGGUUUGGUUGAGGGUGUCGUGCACAUGUCCCCGGGUUUGGAGGACGAACAGACAGGGCAGUCGGUGGGCGUUGAUGAUGUUCGACCAUCCGCACAGGCAGAGGGGAUUGGACCGACCACCAGGGGGAGGAGGACGUCACGGGGGACGUUGAUGUCAGGGGGGCAGAGGCGCCAGUUCAGGUUGAUCCGAUGCACACAUUUGGGGGGCAAGAUCGUGCACAGGUCGAUAGCGAGGUUAUACCCAGAGAGGACGUGAGAAACAGGCAUGAUGGAGACAGACAGGAGACGCCGCAGACUUUGGUGGUUCGCACGGCUGUGGGGCCGGUGGUCCCACAUC
This is a messenger RNA of Chara braunii, 2154 nucleotides long. The record is from the annotation of a GenBank genome assembly. Lineage: Eukaryota; Viridiplantae; Streptophyta; Charophyceae; Charales; Characeae.